GGGCGGGGCCGAGGCAGCACCGCUGCCCUGAGCUGUCUCGGCUCCGCCAGUGGCCACGUCCCCGCGCGGGGCUGGAGGUGCUUUUCUUGCCGUCAGAGGACCACCGCGGGCCUGCCGCGCGCGGAUGUGUUUCUUACCUCAGAGGAGCAUCUGCCUUUGUCCCACAUGGGCUUUAACACGGGCCAUGGCCUGGGAUUACCCCGCCAAGCUGCUCUCCCCUCUCGCAAAGCCAGGCUUCACCUGGCAAGCACACGAUGCCAAACCCACAGCUUCCCAAGGAGGAAGACGGCCCAGCCUGCGAGCACCCACUGAGCAGCUGUCUCCGGCCCCUGGACCAAGCAGAAGGGAACUGUUGAUAGCCUGAGGGGCCAGCUGGCUGGGAGCCUCAGGGACUGGCAGCCCUGCUGCAAGCUCCCCCGCAAGAUGUGGACAGCCCUUGUGCUGGUUUGGAUUUCCUCCCUGCCCUUGUCUGGAAGCCUGGGCGCAUCUGAUGAGUCACGAUACUUGGUCCCUCACAAAACGUGGCAUGAAGUAGUCAAGAAGAGUGUCUCUGCAGGCCCCGUUACCGGGCUUAAUACUACGGCCUCUGAGAAACCAGCCGUUCUGCCACCUUCUGCUGUCACGGCCGAAGAGACUUGGGCCACCAGCCAAAACCCGACAGGAGUCUCCGCAGCAAUGACAAGAAAUAGGACGAACACGAGCACUCUGACACCUGCGGAAGGGACCACAGAUAAUGUGACCUCCACGGCUCCCAGCACCCCCAAGUCUGCCACUGCCCCUGGGCCUCCGUCUCUCAGCACACCCUAUGCACAAGUGCCAAGCACAGGGGCCGGCACGCCAGCAGCAACAGCGGCCCCGCGUGCUCAGACGACUGCUGCCUCCCCCACCAACACAAGUGGCCCCGCAAGUGCCCCGCCUCCGGCCAAGUCCACACGCAUCAACUCUCCCGCGAGCCCUGUGUCCCCCAGCAGCUCCCAAACACGAGACACCACCAUCCGGGAGACAACAGACCAGCCAGGGCUUAACACAGCAGGGAGGUCCACCCUCCACCCCUCAAACGCCACCCCAGAGACCACCACCGCCCCCUCCAUGGCUUCGAUAUCGUCUACAGAGGUGACCACCAUCACUCCCUCCGUGUCCACAGAGGCGAGCCCCACCGCUCCCUCCGUGACUUCAGUGUCGUCCACACAGAUGACCACCACCGCUCCCUCCGUGACUUCAGUGUCGUCCACACAGAUGACCACCACCGCUCCCUCCGUGACUUCAGUGUCGUCCACACAGAUGACCACCACCGCUCCCUCCGUGACUUCAGUGCCCACAGUGGUGGUCACUACCCAGGCACAAGCUGCAAAGCCAACUGCCAGCACAGUGCCAGCACCUCCCAUCAGCCCAAGCCCCAAAGUAGAGACCACAUCUCCCACAGCACAGCCAAGCCCUGCACCACCCACCUGGGGAAUUGGUGGGCCAGGGACGCCCCAGACACCAGAGCAGGUGGAGACCAAGACCAUACCUGGUACUGGUAUAGCUAGGCCGACACCUAGAAGCUCAGGGGACCCUAAGGUGCCAACCACAGACUCAUGCCAGCUCAGCACCCAAGGCCAGUACCUGGUCAUCACCAGUGAGCCCCUAACCCCAUCCUUGGUGAACAGAACUUUCCUGCUAGCUCUGCUCGUCCUUGGGGUGACCCUUUUCAUCACAGUGCUGGUGGUGUUGGGCCUGCAGGCCUACGAAAGCUACAAGAAGAAGGACUACACGCAGGUGGACUAUCUGAUCAAUGGCAUGUAUGCAGACUCGGAGAUGUGAGGGAGGGCCCCCUCGGAAGACCGUCCACGUUGCCUCGGAGACCAAACCAAGUGCUUCCAGAUCUUUUUGGUGCAAUUUCAGAGAAAUGCAGAUGCUUAGGCACAUUUAAGCGCUACCAGAUUAACUCCAUGAUCAUGAAAGAGUUGCUGCUUUUCAUAUUUAUUUUUGUAAACGAUCAGUCCUGUUCGCAGGGAUGCCGUGGGGCCAGGUGGCAGGCCCCGGGCCGCUUGGCACUCAGCGUGCUGAAUCUUGACCAGAAUUAAAGCAACGAUUGCUCUCUGUCUGGCA
This is a messenger RNA of Jaculus jaculus (lesser Egyptian jerboa), 2091 nucleotides long. It is a transcript of the gene C1H11orf24, whose product is annotated as chromosome 1 C11orf24 homolog. Gene Ontology annotation, cellular component: Golgi apparatus. The coding region runs from base 424 to 1803 and encodes 459 amino acids. The transcript has 4 exons. The record is from RefSeq and is a predicted model, not a curated record. Lineage: Eukaryota; Metazoa; Chordata; Mammalia; Rodentia; Dipodidae.